AUGUCUAAGGUCUCCAGCAGCAAAGCUACCCCACAAAUGGGAAAAAUUUCCGGUUCAUCCACUCCCUCAGCUAACGGAGUCAACGCUACUACUUCCAAGACAUCAAAGGAUUCCACACCAAUACAACAAACCAACCCAAUCCCAACCACUCAUCCAACUGAUUCUUAUAUUCCAAUGUACUUGAAAAACUUACUUCCAGAAUUAAAUGCUUACGAAGAAUUAUUGUAUGCCGAGAAGAAACUAGACAUAUACUUAUCUAAGAAAAAGAUAGACCUGUACCAAAAUUUAUCCCAGUGGAAUAAUCCUACCACCUCAAAUGGACAGUUCAGAGCAAACGCAGUGUCUCAGGCCAAGUAUUUGAGAAUCUUUGUUUCCAACAUAUCUGAAAAUCAACCUUGGAUGGAUCCAGAUUACAUGGACAAUGAAAGUACUCGAUUGAAUAUGGAUACACCAGAAGCACUUAACCCUCAAGGUUCAUGGACUAUGAGAAUAGAAGGAAGAUUAUUAAAUGAUCAAGGCGCAUUAGACGCCAGUAGACCGAAAUUCAGUAGUUUUAUUCAGGACAUAGCAGUUGAUUUUAAAAAGACAGAGAGACAACUAGAGGAAGAACAGGAACAACAAAGAAAACAAUUAGGCACAACCUCGAAUGGUACGACUACUGUACCUUUACAAAUGCCACAAGGACAACAACCUAAUACAAAUACUAACAGUGCUAUUAAUGAUGUCGUGGAAUGGCAUUUUGAUCCCAAAAAUCCAGUCGAUUUUGAUGGGUUAGAUAUUAAGAGACAAGGUUGCGAGAAUAUAGAAUGUACAAUUACGAUUCAACCCAAAGGAUCCACUGCUGAAAUAUUAAAGUAUUCUCCCCAAUUAACUUCCAUCAUAGGAUUAUCAAGAGGAUCUUUGCAUGAAGCUAUCUACUCUAUUUACAAAUAUGUCCUCAUCAAUGACCUAUUAAUGGAUGAUGAAUUCAAGACUAACAAUAGACUACAUAACAAUGGUAAUGAUAGCAAGGUAGAUUCCAAACAAAAUUCCAAUGGUGAAAAGACUAUUAUAAAAGUAGACGAAAUACUUGCAACACUAUUCCCAGUGGAGGAAAGACAAACCUCAAUUAAACUAGGAGAACUGGCCAAAUUAAUCACUACUCACAUAUCACCAAUUCCUCCUAUUAAGGUGGAUUAUACCAUUCGUGUAGAUAAGGCUUCUACUUACGGAGAGUGUGUGUUUGAUAUUGAAGUAAUGGACCCUAAUACUGGUUCAUCAAAUAAUACAGAACUCGAUGAAUCCAGAAAGGAAAUUGUCACUUUACUCUCAGACUUGGAUAGAACUCACAACGAACUAAAACCUGCCUUCCAUGAGUUUGACAGACAAUUGACUACUUUACAAUUGGAGUUGAAUUCUACAGCAAAUAAAUACCAAUUCUUCAAUGAAUUGAGUAAAGAUCCUGUUCCAUUUUUAAAGGAAUACUUCCAAUCGUCAUCCAAUGCAAUGAAGGUUCUAUCGGGCGAUGAAGGAUUCAACGAAGAUACAGUGAGAAGGGCACAAUUUUACAAGGAUAAUGAGUCAAUGUUGUUUGAAAACUUGGGAGUGCUGAUGGCCAACGGUAGAAUGUAA
Naumovozyma castellii is the source of this 1611-nucleotide messenger RNA. RefSeq names its product Rsc6p (gene RSC6). The record is from RefSeq and is a predicted model, not a curated record. Lineage: Eukaryota; Fungi; Ascomycota; Saccharomycetes; Saccharomycetales; Saccharomycetaceae. The transcript has a single exon. The coding region runs from base 1 to 1611 and encodes 536 amino acids.